This is a messenger RNA of Meloidogyne enterolobii, 443 nucleotides long. The record is from the annotation of a GenBank genome assembly. Lineage: Eukaryota; Metazoa; Nematoda; Chromadorea; Rhabditida; Meloidogynidae.
UUAUCUUCAUAAAAUUACACUACAUGAGGUAGAUCCUCGAACAAAUAUCGCAGCAACUAAGAAGAUCCUCAAAUAUCCCGAUAUCAACCUUUUUCUUCCUAUGUAUAUCCUCUCCAAAUCACCCUAUUUCUUUCAUAAAAUUAUUUUUUCCCAUUACUUUACAAUUCCUUGUAUUAAUCAUCAACUAUUUUGUUAUUCACAUUUAAUUUUUAUAUGGCUUGGGUUUUUAUGUUGUGCUGUUAACAUUGUUCACCUAUGUCUCCUUGAAAAUAAAACCAACAUUUAGUUCCAUUUUAGAAGGCUUUUUGUUCUUUUAUGCCUUUUCGAUGAGAAAAUACUAAAAAUCGGCGGGCAAAAACAAAACAGCUUGGCUUGCGUUUUUAAAAAAAUGUUGCUGAGCAAAAUUCUCAACCUACUUGAAAAUUUAGCAGGGCCGUCACAUA